Messenger RNA from Cygnus atratus (black swan), 7140 nucleotides. It is a transcript of the gene PYGO1, whose product is annotated as pygopus family PHD finger 1. The record is from RefSeq and is a predicted model, not a curated record. The coding region runs from base 93 to 1349 and encodes 418 amino acids. Lineage: Eukaryota; Metazoa; Chordata; Aves; Anseriformes; Anatidae. The transcript has 3 exons.
GAGGGGGCGGGGUGCGGGCCGGCGGCGGCGGCGGAGUCAGCAUCAAAGAGCCUCGAUUCCUGCCGCCUGGGAGCCAUGCGCCGCUGUCUGUAAUGUCAGCGGAACAGGAGAAGGACCCCAUUGCGCUGAAGAGAUCCCGAGGUGGUGACAGUGGAUUGGAUGGGUUAGGAGGACCAGGAGUACAACUCGGAAGCCCUGAUAAGAAAAAGCGCAAAGCAAAUACACAGGGAUCAUCAUUUCCACCUCCAUCUGAAUAUGCUCCACCGCCGAAUCCAAGCUCUGACCACCUUGUAGCUGCAAAUCCAUUUGAUGACAACUAUAAUACUGUGUCUUAUAAACCACUUCCUUCAGGAAAUCCGUAUUUUAGUAAUCCCGGUUAUCCUGGCUUUGGAGGCUAUAACACUUUCAGAAUGCCACCUCACAUGCUGCCCAGAGUGUCCUCGCCAUAUAGUGGUUCUUACUCCCUCAGAAACCAACCACACCCCCUUCCUCAAAACCCGUUGGGAAUGGGCUUUAGCCGACCCCACUCUUUCAGCUUUGGCCCACAUGAUAACCCAGGUUUUGGGAAUCAACCACCGUAUAGCAGUGGUCAGAUAAAUCAAAAUGUCAGUAUGCCUGGUCAGCAUUUCAGACCAAAUCCUGGUGAGAAUUUUGGCCAUUCUGGACAGAUACCUCACCCUGAUGUGCCAUCUAACUUUGGUCCUGGAAACAAUCCAAAUUUCCCAAAUUCUCAGCUGGAGUCGAACCAUUCUUUUGUUCCUCCACCAAACACCUACAACCAGGCAAAAUCAUCAGCACAAAAGCAAGACUUCAGUCAGGGUGCAAGUAAAGCAUCCAGCCAGAACACUGCUGCUCAUCAGCAUCAUCACAGGACAGAGGACAUUGUGACUCAAGGUAACAGUGACCUAAAAAAUGUCACGCAAAACAACGUGGUAAAUCAGGAUAAUAGCCAUUCCAAUAGUGCUGAUAACACUAAUGCUGGUCAUUCAAAUGGGACGCAGAGUAAGUCCCGCCAGCCUCGAGGUACCGCUGAAGGAUGCAAUUCUGAAAAGAGCAGCAAAACUCCCCUUCAUCCCAGUCGUCAUGGUCACUCAUCCUCUGAGCCCGUCUAUCCAUGUGGAAUUUGUACACAUGAAGUUAACGAUGACCAGGAUGCCAUCCUGUGUGAAGCCUCUUGUCAAAAAUGGUUUCAUCGAAUCUGUACAGGCAUGACUGAGUCAGCGUAUGGCCUUCUUACAGCAGAAGCAUCAGCAGUGUGGGGCUGUGAUACAUGUAUGGCUGACAAAGACGUCCAGCUAAUGCGCACUAGAGAGACUGCAGGACCACCUGCACUGAAUACGGAUGGCUAACAAUGUCAAUUGGUGGUCGUGGUUAAAAUACUUGCUCCGAAGAUUUGGUUGCAAAUUGGGUACUUCACUUUCUGCAGACAAUCGGUUGUGUUUGAUUGCUAUCAUCUUUUUUCCCCCCAAUCUGUUUUCAUUCAUAAAGUUCCAUCUCAGCUUUUGUACUCUUACUUUUAUGUGUGCAAAUAUUUUACAGGGUUGAAUACUUUUUGUUUCUGAUUAAACUGUAAAACAUAACUGAGAACUGAUCAGAAGUAGGAUGUGCAUUGACAACUUUAUUGAAGGCAAAAAUGUGCCUGUAUGAAUAGAUUCUAAUUUACUAGUAUUAACGUGUUACCUAACACUAGCAUUUAAUACUUGGUUUUAAUGGUACUGUGUGUGCAAGUACUCAUUGCAUAUUUUUAUUUUUUUGGUGAAUGUCCAUUACUGAUAUUCUUGCUAUUUUUUCUUUGAUUAUAGUGGAGAUGGCAUGGAGGAAUGUGCAGUGCUAAAAGUUUUUAAUUUUAGAAUAAAUACAGGGGAUUUCAUAUGUGCUUUUUCUUAUUUUUGCAGUAGAGCAUUAACAUGAUUCUAAAAUCAAUGAUUUCAUACUUAGCAACACAGUGAAACCCACUAAGUCUUACAACUUGGUAUUUCCUUCAAAAGGCAAUGAUCUCUUUACUUCUCAGCAAAUACUUGCUGAGGACUCUUACUAGGUCUUGCAGUAGCGGAAAUAGUUACAAACUAUCAUUACAUUGGAACAAGUUAGAUCGAGUUUACAAAGUCCAGUGCUUUAGAUCUAGAGAACACCAAAACUAGGGUUGCAUAUGUAAACUUAAAUAAUUUAUCUUAAGCACAUAUAUUAAGAUAUAGUCCCUGUGCAGUUGUGCACCCCUCGUUCAUCCUGUCUUAUUGGUGGUUCUAGUCUCCAGCCUCAGCGCUGCCUGAAGAUUGAGAAGGAAUGUAAGCAGGGUAAGUCCUGCCCAUCUCCAAGGGCUUUCAGAUAGAGCCUGCUUGGUCAUCCUGAGCUUACACAGUCCUCUUGGCAAGAAGAAGGGUGGGAGGCAAUGGAGUGUGCUUAGCACAGACUGAACUACAAGACAAUUUCACCAGCAAAGUCAUAACACUGAAUUCCCACCACUGCCUUAGCCACUCUUGCAACUUCAUGGGGACAGAAAAUCUAGGGUGAAGACAAAUACAACUCUCACGUCAGGUGAGUUUAGCUCACAUCAGGAGCUAGCAAGCAGAAAUUUAGCAUUUUUUCUAAACUUGAGAUCCUACUGAUAAGUAUGAAUGGCACUAGAGCUUCAUGUUUGAUUCUAAGAAUUCUCUUUUUAUAUGGAUAAUUUGAUCUUACUCUUGAUUUCAGAAAUACCCUCACUCUUUUUCUUUUUUUUUUUUUUAAAUGUGGGGAAACAUCUAGCCUUGAACACUUGGGCCUUAGCAGGGUGCUAAAGUUGCAUAUGCAAUUGAAAAUGAGUGUUUCUGUAGAGAAAAAUGUUAUUUUAACUUAAUAAAAGGUGGUACUGUAAUAAUAGUCUCUCUGUAAUACUCACCACUGUGCUGUAAACUUAAUUGGUGGUUGUUUGAAAACUAGAUCAUAAACCAAACAUUACAAGUACUGAUCAGUUUCCUUAAUGUAAUAGAAGGUGUUCAGAUCUGUGGUGAUGAAUGGUGUAGGAGCCUAUGUAGAAUAUAAGCAGCUAUAUUUAAAGGCUCUUUUUAUGGUAAGUUAUGCAAAUGACUGAAAAGUAAGGCCUGUCUGCUACUUCACCAUUGUGUUGAUUUUUAAAUGGGCUCUGCUGCAGUACUGUCCUGGGAGAUACUCCACAGAUGUACAUAACUGUCCUUUUAUUUUAAUACUGAAAACAUUUUUAUACCUUUUUACUGGAGAAGUGUAGCAUUGCUCUCCUUUUCUGCAAUGCCUCUCAUCAAGAAAAAGGAAAUGUUCAAAGUGUAAAUGACAGCUCAUAUCUUGAGGAUUUCUUGUACUGUGAUGUAAAGGAAGUGUAAGGCAGAUCCAGAGCUCCUGUUUUCAGCACUACUUGUUUUAUUUAGUACAGAGACUAAACUUCAUCUUGUUUUGUUAGAGGUGUGAUGAUAAAACCAACGAAACAAGCGAAUAAAAACAACAGCAAAAAACCAACCUCUGUUACAAGAGUUGUCAUCUUCAGUAGAUUUCGUAAUGACUGACUGACUGUUACAAUUUACUUUUGGUAUCUAAAGUAGAAAUUAAACCUAACUUUGUUUAGAUAAAUUGUUUCCUAGAGGAACAAAUAAAAUCUCUGCAACAAUUUACACUGUGAAGUUUGUGGAGCUAGCUCAGACUUAGAGCAAUGUAAAUGAAAUCAAGACUGCUCAGUGACUGAAAGUUCAACAAAAGCUCCCGUGAUGAUAUUGUUAUCCAAGUAGGCAGUUCACAAUGCCCUUCCGACUGUGAGAUGUUUGGGGCAGUUAUUCUCAGACGCCCAGUUAAUGUUUUAACAUUUUGGAGCAGACAUACUUAAAAUAGCCAUGUAAUUUUUGAAAUCUCUUCCCUCAAUCCUGUUUUAAGUAAAGCAAGUGUUUUGUAUAUAAGUUAGCAAGACAUUGUAAGAACACUGUAUUUAAAUUCUAAACUUCUACUGGAAUAUAAUUUUAUGAGUCUUUAAAUCAUGUAUCUGUGAGACUUACUCUAACAGAUUAUUCCAUUUUUUCUAAACUGGUACCAUGGUGGGCUUGUAACCCCCUGAAUUUUCUGUGUGUAUUAACCUGCAAAUUCAAGGUGUUAGCAAAUGACAGUUUAAAAACAAAAAAUAAAAACGAGCAACAAAAUCAAACUUGUUAUACUGAUCACAGAGAGAGGACUGAUUAGGAUCUCAGAAAGUCAUCUGGCCAAUAUAUUUACCCUAUUGAUAUGCUCUUGGCAUACCUGGACUUUUUACCUAGAGAGAGAGAGAGAGUUAUACUUUGUUUUUCUCUGCAUGUAUUGACUAGUAGUACUUUAAGUAUGCACAGGGAAAACAACUAUCAUGUUUUAUUAGUAAAGUACUAGGAAAAUGUCAGCUGGUUAGAAUUAGAAAUUAGUUAUAGAAGGGGGGGAGGGCUGGUUAGAAUAGGUGAGCUUUUUUGUAAUACUUUACAUGAAACAAUUUGUAUUGAACUAUCAUGUGCUUAUUUCAUUAUUAGGGAUUUAGACUACUGGUGCUGCAUACCAAAAUAUCACAAAGAUUUUGUAAGUCUUACAAACCUUAACAUUUUGUGGGAAAGGUCUGCAUCCUUUUUAAAUAGCUCAUCACGUUCAGAAAUGCAGCCUAUACUGCUGAAAAUGUGUUUUUUUCUUUUUUUCCCUAGGCUGAAAUAACUAGGUGUAAACUGGCCUAAACUGCCCUUAAUACUUAGUUUUUGCCAGAGACCAGUUUUAAAUGAGAAAAAAAAAUAUAAUAUUCUCUUUCAAAUACUUUAUUGCUGUUACGGUGUGUAUAGGCUAGAGAGUAGGUGUCAUGAAUCUGGUUUCUGGCUGGUUCACUGAUUGCUUCGACAACUUGAGACAAACAGGUUGGCUGUUUGUGCCUGAGUCUCUUCUUUCAGAGGACUGGGCUAAUGCUUAUUUCUAAAGGGUGUUUAGAGGCCUAAUUAUUAUUUGAAAUCUUCAGAUGAAGGAGACAAAAGUGAUAAGGUUUUUCUUUGUUUAAAACAAAAAUAUAAUGCUGGGGGCUCCUCAAAAAUGAAUAUACUUUGACUUUUUUAUUUAUUUUUUGUCUAAGAACCAAUUUUCUAAGUACGUUUUUCAGGCUUAGCUUCAAGUAUGUGAUGAAGUCAGUGGAACUGCAUGCACGAAGUCAAGGAUAUUUCAGAGCUUUUACAGUUCUGGGCCUCUGAUGUUUAUAAGCGAAAUGCUUUUUAUGGUUUGAGAUUUUUACAAAAUCAAUGGUGUUCAAAUGUAGCACCUCUUUAACAUUUGUCUUUCUUCCAACUUAAUACGAUAACACAUCUGCGUUAAAUACGUCCCUUCCAUUUUAUAUAUAAACAUUGCCUGCCAGGAAGUAUUGGUGUAACAUUAUUAAAAGAGGAAGUCAUGCUUCUUAUCAUGUUGUAUGUGACUUAAAUGACUGUUUCAUAUUAAAACUAAUCUUUCCUUAUGUACUGCUUAAAUAUACCUGUUUUGGGAAUAUCAGUUCAGUACUUUUAAACAAUCUUGAAUGUGUUCCACAUUGGUGACAUGUAUUUUUGCAACAACUUUUUUGUUUCAGUUUUAAAUUAGAGCAUGUCUGAAGUAAUACAUGCAUUAGUGCUGUGGUGUGUGGCAAAGUUAAUGUAUGUAAUUCAAAUUGGAAAAAAGUUUCCAGACUUUGUCCAACAUUAACCCUGUGGCGAGGGAUUAAAUUACUAUGUAAUACAAAUUAUUUCAUAUCAUGAUGUGUUUUAAGCUACUCUAUGAAGUAUGUGAUACAUUAUUGUUUAUGGAUUGGUAGCUGGCCUGGUAUCUUGCAUAGAAUGAGGUAUGAUAGAUGGUAGCAGUUCAUGAUAAUUAAAACAGACUACGUUUCACAACAUGCUGCACUUAGGUGCAUUGUCCUCCUGUUGCUGUAACUAUUAGCAUGAAUUCCUUGACGGUAUCCACUGACAAAUGGGUGAACAAGUAGGUAAUAAGCUCAUGGGUGUGAAAAUCCUAUUCUGACGCUCUUUACUUGGAUUACAAAACAUGUUUUUUUUUUAAUCUACUGGAUUGAUUAGAUAUAUGCAGGAAGAUGUAGAACUGGAUGUACUUUAAAGUUAUUCUGCAAUGACUAAGUUUUGUCUGAAGCUUUCUAUAUUAGAAUAGACUCUUCCUUAAAAUUGGAAAAUUAAGUGUACUUAGCAGAACUUUCAAGGCAAUAUAACUGUCCUACACUACAUAAUGAGUUAUACACAUUCACUUCUUUGUAUGGAAUGCCUCCAAUUUCUUCUUGCUUUAUAUGGAAAUAAAGGGUCUCUUUAGUGCCCUAGUGUUGUGUGUCAUCACUUCUGAGAUCAUAAAUUCUGAAUGGUGUUCAGCCCCUUAGAGGUGCUGCCUAUAGCUUAAAGUAUUCAGUGUUGCCCUUAGCCAUUUCUGAACCAGCGAACUUAUACCAAGACCAUAUGGAGCGCCCAUUUUUGUAUUGUUUACUGUACAUGAUGAAUUAUCCUUUUCAUGUUCAAACAAACUGUGUAUCUCAGAAUAAGUUUUGAUCCAGCCCCACCUUUUUCCUCAGAGGUAUGCUCACUGUAUUUCAGAAAUUGCUGUAUUGGAGACAGUUCAGGGUUGGAGGCAUGAGAGGUGUUGCCUUUAUUCCUGGAGACUCUUAUCUGCUAAAGGAUGGUCUAAAUCUGAAUUUCCAUGUAACUUGAGUAGGGCAGACUCUUAAUAUAUUUGUUCUUUUCUUAUUUUCUCUUUUUUUUUUUUUUCUGAAAUGUGUAGUAGUUGAGGGAUUUUUACUUGAAAGACAGUCUAUUCUCCAAGCUUUUGUAUGUGGCCUUUAGAGCAGAUGCUGUGUUCUUUAGGGCCUUCUGACUUGGACUUUUUUGUCUGUAUUUUCCUUUUAGAGAUAAUUUUUUUUUCAAAAAUGAGUUGAAAAAGGCACGUUACCAAUCUACUGCCAUCCAAGCAGUGCAAAAUAUGAGCUAAUUAAGAGUGUUGACAUUGUUUUUUUUAAUAAUGAUGUGGUAUUUGACCCUUUAGAAGAACAAUUAUAAGAAUCUGAAUCAAGUGUUCUUGGAAAAUGUGUAUGGUAGAUUUUUGUCCAGCACUGUGUGUAACUUUGCUUUCUGUUGUCUGGUUUCAGUUUCUUUUAAAAUAAAGAUUUUUUUUUUGUGCGUG